Messenger RNA from Hypoxylon fragiforme, 1733 nucleotides. Its product is annotated as transferase family-domain-containing protein. Lineage: Eukaryota; Fungi; Ascomycota; Sordariomycetes; Xylariales; Hypoxylaceae. The record is from RefSeq and is a predicted model, not a curated record. The coding region runs from base 152 to 1537 and encodes 461 amino acids. The transcript has a single exon. Gene Ontology annotation, molecular function: acyltransferase activity, transferring groups other than amino-acyl groups.
UCGGUAUAGGAAGUCCAUAAUAGGGCCAUCUGGCUCGACUUGGAAGCUUUCUGACAGAGCUCUUCCAAGCCGUCAUCUCCCACCUGUUUCUCAUCUACCAACACUCAAAAAAUAAGCCUGCACUGUUACAUUAUUCUGUUACAUAUUAAUCAUGCCUUCGGAAUACGCAAGCCAAGUCCCUGCCGCGAUACCGCUGGAGAAAGCUGGCCCGAAGGCCUACAUCCGUUAUGUCUUCCCUAUCGAGCUCCCUAAGGACUAUGACCUAGAAGAAUGCUUCAAGAUCUACCGAGAUGGCUUCGAGGCGGCAAAGAAGCGAAUUCCAGCCCUGGGCUGUGAAGGUGUACCCGACCCCGAUGCCAAACAAGCUGGUGUUUUGAAACUGCAAAAAUACACCGACUAUGAGUCCAUUACAUACAAGGAUCUGCGGAAGACCUUCCCCUACAGCUGGGACGAGAUGAAGGCGAAGAGGUUUCCCGUCUCGUGCUUCACGUCCGACAUGUGCCGCAGGUUUACCUGGCCUUCCCCCGGUGACCGACUGCCCGUCGUAGAUUUCCAGGCCAACUUCGUGCCAGGAGGUGUGCUUAUGGGCGUCGCCUGCUUCCACGUCUUUGGUGACGCGAAGAGCUACUUCACUUGGUUCGAGACCUGGGCCGAGGAGUGCCGUAGAAUCCAGGGUCUUGUGACCACAGUCAACGAGAUUCCCGAUGAGCUCUUCACCGACAGAGAGAAGGCCAUGAAGCCUUCCGGACGUAACCCCGGCCGUCGUGAAGACCAUCCCGAGCUGCUCGUUCUCCCCUUCACACCUGAUGCCCCCCCGCCCAAGAUGGUCUCCCUGGCACAUGUUGGCCAAGCCUUCUACUUUUCCCCCGAGAACAUCGCCAAGCUAAAGGCAGACACCGCACCCAAAAAUGCUACAGAGCCCGCUGGCGUGGAAUACGUGUCCACCAACGACGCCGUCUCAGCUCUGAUGUGGCGCUCAGUCAUGAACGCCCAGAACCCCGUUGAUACGCUGGAGGGCGACCCAGUAUCCGUAUUCAACAUCGCAGUGGACGGACGUACCCGCACCAACCCGCCCGUGCACCCUCGCACGCUCGGCAAUUGGCUCGGCUGGGUGGUGCAGCAGAUGCCGAUCCGCAAGAUGCUGACGACAGCCAACCUGGCGGACAUGGCGGCGCUGAUCCGCAAGUCGAUCCUCAAGCUCGACAACGAGUUCGUGGACGACCUGAACGCCAUGUUCGAAGACGUCGAGGACGUCAACCGCGUCGUCGCCGCCGCCUUCGUCGACGUCCCCGGCUACAACAUCUUCCAGACCUCCUGGGUCAACUUCAACGUCUAUGACCUCGACUUCGGCACCAAGCUCGGCGGCAUCAAGGCCACCCGCUGCCCCGACAUCGGCGUCGUCAACGGCGGCUCCGCCGUCCUCCCCGCCCUGCCCAACGGCGGCAUCGAGAUGAUCAUCGGUGUCGAGGACAAGUGCCUACCCAGACUCUUGGCGGAUCCCAUCUUGAAGAAGUACACCGAGGCUGUCACAUGGUAGACUACCUCUCUCUCCCCCCCCUCUUGCUUCCCCAUACGUGGGAUGAGGAAAGGAAAGGAAAUGAUAUAAGGAAAUAAAGAAAAGGUGAUGGACGACGGAUAUGAAAACGGGUCAUGAUGGAAAAGGAAACUUUUUAUACACACAACACGGUCUAGCGUUUCUUGCACGUUUGUUAGGUAGCCUUCAAAUAACACUC